ACUCCAACUCAGCGUCGUGUUUCUGUUCCUCUCGCCAAAUCGAAAAUAACGCGGCUCUUCUUUACCUCCUCGCCGUCGGUUUCGCUUCCGUCACCGAUCGGGCCAGAUCGUCGUGAUCCUCUUCUCAGCGUUGUGCUCUUUCUUCAAGUCUAGAGAAGGAAGAUUACUUUUUAUUUCUGUCUCUCUCUGCUGGAAGCAACAAUGGGUUCGUCUAGUGAGAUAAUCGAUCUCUCUACUAGUGCUCGGAGAAUAACCGUAGACAAUCGUAUCUCUCUCAAAUUUUACUUCAGGAUCGCUGAUAAUAUCCUCAAACAGGCCAACAUAUUUCGGGCUGAGAAGAAUGUAAUUGAUUUGUAUGUCAUGCUUCUGCGUUUCUCCAGCUUGGCUCUCGAGACUAUACCUUCCCAUCGAGAUUACAGAACUUCUCUUAAGAGCAACAAAGAGUAUUUGAGAAUGAGACUAUUGGAUGUGUUGACUGAGCUGGAGAAGUUGAAACCAGUUGUACAGCAAAGGAUCGAUGAACUCAAUCCCAAGCCUUUACCUCGCUAUAAUCUGAAAGCUCAUCCAGCAAAUGGUACUCCACGCUGGUCUUCGUCUGUAAAACCAAGCUAUGGUCAUGCGAAGGUAAUAAAUCCUUCUGGACAUAAUUUUGGCUACAUGGGUUCCAGGGGUCAGCAAUUCUUGAACGCUGCACCACUUCAAGAGCGUUUCCGAAACAUGUCAGUUAACUUGAUGCGACCAACAGAGGAAUCCCUUUCCAAGCAUUCUAUCUUGGGUCCUGGUGGACUCCGUGCACAGUGGCAGCCUCCCAAGACUGACAUUAAGGUUCAGUAUCCUAGCAAUAUAGAUUUUGCACCAGUUGAAAUCCCAAGCUUCCAACAACAAUUUGUGGAUAGCAAACCAAUGAUAACAAACGGCAGUAACAACGAACCUGAGAGGCCAGUUGUGGAAUCAACUUCUACUCCAAGUGAAAAUAUCCAGAAAAAUUACACGGAAGAGCUUUCAUCCAUGAUUUCUUUCGAAGAACCCGAAAGUGUUAAUGACAACCAUAUCAUCAGACAACCUUCACCACCGCCAGUACUGGCAGAAGUUCAAGACUUGGCUCCUGGUUCAUGUCAUGAAGUGAUAGAAGCGGAAUGUAAGAUAGAUAACCCCUUGCCAGAUGAGUCUCUACGGUCAGAGUCUCCUCUUGAACUCCAUAUUGCGACAACGAUGAUGGAUACCUUUUUGAGGCUUGCCAAGUCAAACACCAAGAAGAAUCUAGAGACGUGUGGUAUUCUUGCUGGUUCACUGAAAAACAGAAAGUUCUAUAUUACAGCUCUCAUCAUACCAAAACAGGAAUCAACAUCUGAUUCAUGUCAGGCUACAAACGAAGAGGAGAUAUUUGAAGUGCAGGACAAGCAAUCCCUUUUUCCACUUGGAUGGAUUCAUACGCAUCCGACACAAUCUUGUUUCAUGUCCUCUAUUGACGUUCACACACACUAUUCGUACCAGAUAAUGUUACCCGAAGCUGUGGCAAUCGUUAUGGCGCCGCAAGACUCUUCAAGGAAACAUGGAAUAUUCCGGCUGACGACGCCGGGAGGAAUGACCGUGAUAAGGAAUUGUGACCAGCGUGGUUUUCACGCGCACAGUUCGCCGGCAGACGGAGGACCGAUUUACAAUACAUGUACGGAUGUUUACAUGAACCCAAAUCUAAAGUUCGAUGUUAUCGAUCUCAGAUAGCAUCAUUGGACUUGUGCAACUAUGGUAUCUUCCUUUACCACUUUAAUAUGAUCUACGUAAGAUUAUGUACAAUUUACAUGUAAUUUUGUGAAAAAUAAUUCAAAAACGAGAGAAUUUCAAGUAAUUGUAUCUUAAACAAGCUCACAAUAUGUAUUUAAAAAUCAAUUUAUAUCUGUA
Molecule: messenger RNA, 1899 nt
Organism: Raphanus sativus (radish)
Lineage: Eukaryota; Viridiplantae; Streptophyta; Magnoliopsida; Brassicales; Brassicaceae
Product: AMSH-like ubiquitin thioesterase 1
Exons: 14
Coding region: 202-1722 (506 amino acids)
Biological process (GO): protein K48-linked deubiquitination; protein K63-linked deubiquitination
Cellular component (GO): membrane; endosome
Molecular function (GO): metal-dependent deubiquitinase activity; protein binding; K63-linked deubiquitinase activity
Source: RefSeq, a predicted model, not a curated record